AAUGUAACAAAUUUGUUUAUUUUCAUUAUACAGUUUGCAUUUUUCUUGAAGUUUUUACAGUUUAAACAGUUUAUUGUCAUUCCUAAGGUUCAAAUACUUACUGUUGAUCAUUUAAUUCUUUCUACUCUCAUAUUUUGAACAAGUUAAAAAUUAUCCUAUUUAUAGUUACACUUCUACAGGAAAUAGUAUCCAUGUUGUCACUUUUGCCUAAGUUAUAAAGUUACCUGGUCUCUGAUUGGCUAAGUUACUCUAGUUUCUUUGGUUUUCAUUGGUUAAAAUUAGUGAAUAGAAUACAGGUAUAUAUAAGAGAGUGUUCGGUCAGUUUUCUUCACUUGGGUUAGGGAGUGAUUACCUUAUGGUAAGUCUCCCUUUCUAUUCUUGGCACUUAAACCUCUUGGUUUUACAGCUAUGAAUAGGUUAGAGUUAGGUUUAGUAUAAGAAAGCAUGAUUUAUGUAGAGUUAGGAUUUAGUUCAUUUUUGUAGGGUUUAAAGCAAUUUUUCUUAUAUAAUACAGAUUUUCCUUAAGGUUUAGAGUGUAAGUUUAGAUAGGUUUUCCCUUUCCCAGUCCUGGUUUAAGGUGUUGUAGAUAACUUAUUUUUAUAAGGAGGAUUAUCUUAGUCAUUUUUACAUUUAUUUGUCAUAGAGGAGAAAUUUAAUAUUUAUAGAGAUGUAGCUCGUUCCUUAUUCAUCGUUCCUCGUCUGUUAUUAUUAAAUCUAUUUUUAGAUUCUAUGGUGGCCCAGUAGGAACAUAUUUUGAUUUUUGGCAAUUAUUUGGCAUUUUUGCAUUUUCCUAUUUUUUUAUUAAUUGUAGAAUUUAAUUAAAUUUUCAAGUAUCCAUUGUAAUAUCAGUUCAUUAUAAAUUCAGAUUAUACAUAUUUUCAGAGUAAUUUUCCCUUUGAGUACUUCUGUUUGUUAAUUUCCAUAUUUUUGUCUAUUAUUAUAAAAUUCUUGUUGCUAUCCUUGACUUAAAUCAACUCUAUAAACAUUAAUAAAUUGUGUUAAAUCUUACUGGUGUUUUCAUUACAAGUGUUGACCAUAGUUCAGGAAUCCCCUUACCUGGGUUGAUUUUUAACUGAGCCAGUAUUUGACUUUAGAGAUACUUUGAUCACAAGAGUUAUUGCCCUUGUCGUACUGGUUCCGGUUACAUAAUUUUGGUGCCGUGACCAGGAUUCCUGAAUAGAAACCAUGGCUUCACUUAAUUCUAUUUUUGAUAGUGUAGGGCGAGCUACAUCUACUCCUAGAGUUAAUGUUAAUCCCUCACAAGGUGCUAGAAGUAAACUUUUGUCACGAAGUAGACAGUUAACAUCCCCUCCUGUAGAGAGAGUGAUUGAGAGUGAAAGAGAGCACAUUAACACCCAAAUUUCAGAUUUGGAGAAAGCUCUUCAAGACCUUACAUCUGACUACCAGAGAUGCAGAGCAGAGCUUGAGCAGACCAUAAGAUGCAGACGCCACAUAUCAUUUGCUAGGAUGGCCGAUGUUUUACAGUUAUCAGUUGAGCAAGAGGAGAUGGAGGAGCUCUUUGGUACAUCUUUUCCUAAGGAGUGGCCCUCAGAUGGACAAGCGUGUUCCAUUCCUAGCUGUCCAUCUGGGGAGCACGUCUUUCACAAAAUAGGAUCGUACAGGGCCCACUUCAUAAAAUUUCAUAAGGAAUUUGUGCCGGUGUAUCAUUGUCCUAAGGAAGGAUGCUCCUUCAGAGCUUUUAAAAUUUCGCCUAUCCGUAAGCAUUGGGAUAAGAAACACCCAGGACUUCAGGGGUGUAUUUUGUGUCGGAACAUUAAAAAUCCAAGAUACUGUAAUCCUGGACAGAUAGAUAUGCCCUUGCCGUCUAUACAUAGGGACGCCAGGGACAGGGCAGCAGAAGCCAGACGUCGAGCAUCAGCCUCUUCUACACCACUUUUUAACCUCCCAACAUGUUAUAAUGCUAGGGACAUGAAACCUCUUCACUUUUGACAUUUAUAUGUAAUUAAACAAAAUCUGUGAUUUUGUUUAUUUUUAAGGGGGGAGGAAUGUAACAAAUUUGUUUAUUUUCAUUAUACAGUUUGCAUUUUUCUUGAAGUUUUUACAGUUUAAACAGUUUAUUGUCAUUCCUAAGGUUCAAAUACUUACUGUUGAUCAUUUAAUUCUUUCUACUCUCAUAUUUUGAACAAGUUAAAAAUUAUCCUAUUUAUAGUUACACUUCUACAGGAAAUAGUAUCCAUGUUGUCACUUUUGCCUAAGUUAUAAAGUUACCUGUUCUCUGAUUGGCUAAGUUACUCUAGUUUCUUUGGUUUUCAUUGGUUAAAAUUAGUGAAUAGAAUACAGGUAUAUAUAAGAGAGUGUUCGGUCAGUUUUCUUUACUUGGGUUAGGGAGUGAUUACCUUAUGGUAAGUUUCCCUUUCUAUUCUUGGCACUUAAACCUCUUGGUUUUACGGCUAUGAAUAGAUUAGAGUUAGGUUUAGUAUAUUAAAGCAUGAUUUAUGUAGAGUUAGGAUUUAGUUCAUUUUUGUAGGGUUUAAAGCAUUUUUUUUUUAUAAUACAGAUUUUCCUUAAGGUUUAGAGUGUAAGUUUAGAUAGGUUUUCCCUUUCCCAGUCCUGGUUCAAGGUGUUGUAGAUAACUUAUUUUUAUAAGGAGGAUUAUCUUAGUCAUUUUUACAUUUAUUUGUCAUAGAGGAGAAAUUUGAUAUUUAUAGAGAUGUAGCUCGUUCCUUAUUCAUCGUUCCUCGUCUGUUAUUAUUAAAUCUAUUGUUAGAUUCUAUGGUGGCCCAGUAGGAGCAUAUUUUGAUUUUUGGCAAUUAUUUGGCAUUUUUGCAUUUUCUUAUUUUUUUUUAUUAAUUGUAGAAUUUAAUUAAGUUAUCAAGUAUCCAUUGUAAUAUCAGUUCAUUAUAAAUUCAGAUUAUACAUAUUAUCAGAGUAAUUUUCCCUUUGAGUACUUCUGUUUGUUAAUUUCCAUAUUUUUGUCUAUUAUUAUAAAAUUCUUGUUGCUAUCCUUGACUUAAAUCAACUCUAUAAACAUUAAUAAAUUGUGUUAAAUCUUACUGGUGUUUUCAUUACAAGUGUUGACCAUAGUUCAGGAAUCCCCUUACCUGGGUUGAUUUUUAUCUGAGCCAGUAUUUGACAUUAGAGUUACUUUGAUCACAAGAGUUAUUGCCCUUGUCGUACUGGUUC
Messenger RNA from Magallana angulata, 3144 nucleotides. RefSeq lists its product as uncharacterized. The transcript has 2 exons. The record is from RefSeq and is a predicted model, not a curated record. Lineage: Eukaryota; Metazoa; Mollusca; Bivalvia; Ostreida; Ostreidae. The coding region runs from base 1186 to 1950 and encodes 254 amino acids.